Molecule: messenger RNA, 2247 nt
Organism: Maylandia zebra (zebra mbuna)
Lineage: Eukaryota; Metazoa; Chordata; Actinopteri; Cichliformes; Cichlidae
Gene: klf17
Product: Kruppel like factor 17
Biological process (GO): regulation of transcription by RNA polymerase II
Molecular function (GO): DNA-binding transcription factor activity, RNA polymerase II-specific; RNA polymerase II cis-regulatory region sequence-specific DNA binding
Source: RefSeq, a predicted model, not a curated record
UAUCCUGAAUCCUGGUUUCACUCAGAGAGCACACGGACGCGGAGGACAGCAUCUGCAGGACUUCGGCGUUUUAAACUCUUUUUAAAAACGGUCAACAUGGCUGUGGCUGAAGCAGUGAUGCCUGCCUUAAUCUCGUUUCCGAGUCUCAAAGGACUGGAUAAUGUGGAUGAGGGAGUGCAGAACAGCGCAACAGGUGAUGCAAAUAACCCGCCGUGGGAAGUGGAGUUCAACAUGGUGCGUUCUCCUGCUUUACCCUCCAAAGAAGACGACGAACUGGGAAAGUUUUUGGAUCUUGAUUUUAUUUUGUCCAACACCAUCGGCCGCGAUGCUCUAAGCGACAGCGACGGCAAUGGGAACAUCCCACCAACGCAGCAGCAGCAGAACUGCAUGUAUUCUCUCCCGGAUUCGCCGGAAAGCUGCAGCGGUGGUGCUGUGACGGAGUGCAGCGAUCAUCCUCCCUCUCACCUGGGCUGCCACGGAACUGCAAACGUCGCAAAGUCGAGCCCAGCUCACAGUCUUAUGGUGGAGCUUCUCAGGCCUGAGAUAGGUUACCCGGCUGAUGCUUCACCGGACUGCGCGGGCAAGGAGAGAGAUGACCGGGAAUUCACCGAACUGCGAGCUUUGAAUUCAGCCUCAAUUCCAUCGGCUCCCCUUCACCGCCCAGCUGCCACCGCACCGAUCCCGCUUGGAUAUAAAAUCAAAACCGAGUCUGGGGGUCCAUCUUGCAUGAUGGCCGCCAGCGGUGAGAACUUUAUGGAACACGUUCACGAGAAAAACCUAAUGCAGCCAGUAACCUUUACGCACCACCAGGCUGCAUUUCAUGGUGGGUUGCAGGCUCACGGCACGCAUCCCAUGCAGCACGCUGCAUCCCACGGACAUACGGCACACUACCACUUAAAUGCGCACAUGAGCUCUCACCAUCCCAGUAAUCAAAGCCAUCUCCAGGGUCAAUAUAUGAACGCGCCAUAUCACUCGAUUUACGCACACCAGGGUGUGCCAUCGUUUCAGGGACACUACAACGCGCAGAGAGAGCAGGUCCACGUUCACCAGCAGCAACAGCAGCAGCGUCCACUGUCGAUGCAGGGGAUGGUGCUCACUCCUCCCUCUUCUCCUUCUCCGGUUCUGCUCGAGUUUUACUCGCAGGAUGAGACCGGGUGCAUGAAGCAGAAACGAGCCCGCAGAUCGUGGGCUAGAAAACGCGCUGCCACGCACAACUGCGAGUUCCCCGGCUGUGGAAAGACUUACACAAAGAGCUCCCAUCUCAAAGCGCACAUGAGAACACACACAGGUGAGAAGCCCUACCACUGUAACUGGGAAGGAUGCGGCUGGAAGUUCGCCAGAUCAGACGAAUUGACCCGCCACUUCAGAAAGCACACCGGACACAGACCCUUCCAGUGCCACCUCUGCGAACGUGCCUUCUCCCGUUCAGACCACUUGGCUCUCCACAUGAAGAGGCACAUGUAGGCCACAGUUCUUCUGGACUCUUGCAUCCAUAAGAAUCCACCCCUCAGAAGAGGACCGACUUGGUUUCUCCCUGCUGGACUGUCCAAAAUCAGUGUAGCAUGAACUGUUUCCCCCUGACAGACAGUUGCAGUUGUCCUCUUCCACUCCACUCUUAUUUUUUUAUUACCACUUGUAUACUGCCAAAUUAAGUGCCUCUGGUGGUUACUGUACAUACAGAAUCUGUGCAUACAUGUAUAACACUGCCUAAAUUCUAGUUCAGUAGUAUUUAAGACACUUCCUCACACUGUCUCUAAAAUAAGUUAUUGACGUGAGUGCCUUACCAGAAUUACAUAGGCCUAUCUGCUCAUCCUGAGCAGUUUUUGUAUUUUUGUAAUGUUUACAUCUUGUAUCUUUGAUACUAUAAUCAGUCAGGGUGGUAAUUAUUAUUAUUUUUUUUUUUUUGGUAUUCUGUUUUCUUAUCGUAGAUUGUAAACAUUUGCUAAGCAUUGUAGACUGCUGUGGAUCUUUAUAGUCUGGUUCAGCAAAGAUUCAGGUACUAAAUUGUUUAUAGGAUCCCAAGAAACUGGUGCAGUGUGAAAUGUAUUUUUUUUUUUGUUAAUGAGAGUUUUUGGCAAAGUUGUCCCUGUGGUUUUGUUUUUUGUUAUGUUUUUAUGUUUGCUGUGAGAAAGAAUCCACUGCAACCAAUGGUCGAUUUGGUGAACUUGAAAAGUGUCAUUCUCCUAACAUGCAGUUGUUUUAAAUUGCGCUCAAGGGCUCCAAAAUAAAAGUUUGUUUACAAAUGCA